AAUGUAUAAAAAAAAUCUAGUCUGGCAACUUUGGUGGCAUUCGCGGCAUUUUAUUUUGUGAAAUUAACUUGGGGCAUCAUGCAGGAUUUCGAAAAAAUUGAGAAAAUUGGGGAGGGCACCUAUGGAGUUGUCUACAAGGGCCGUAAUCGUGUUACCGGGCAGAUUGUUGCCAUGAAAAAAAUAAGAUUGGAAGCAGAUGAUGAAGGAGUGCCUUCCACUGCUAUAAGAGAAAUUUCGUUGCUAAAAGAACUAAAGCAUCCAAAUAUAGUGUGCUUAGAAGAUGUGCUUAUGGAAGAGAGUCGGAUAUAUUUAAUAUUCGAAUUUUUAUCAAUGGAUCUUAAAAAAUAUAUGGAUUCGCUGCCACCUGAGAAGCAGCUCGAUAGUCAACUGGUGAAAAGCUAUUUGUACCAGAUAACUAACGCCAUUUUAUUUUGUCAUCGUCGACGAGUACUACACCGCGAUCUAAAACCCCAGAAUCUACUAAUUGACAAAAAUGGCGUCAUUAAAGUUGCUGAUUUUGGACUUGGAAGAUCUUUUGGUAUACCAGUAAGGAUAUAUACCCAUGAAAUUGUGACUCUAUGGUACCGGGCUCCCGAAGUGUUACUGGGAUCUCCAAGAUACUCUUGCCCAGUUGAUAUCUGGUCUAUUGGAUGUAUUUUUGCAGAAAUGGCCACCAGGAAACCACUAUUUCAAGGCGAUUCCGAAAUAGACCAGUUAUUUCGAAUGUUCAGAAUUCUUAAAACACCAACCGAAGAUAUAUGGCCGGGUGUAACCUCGCUUCCAGAUUAUAAAAAUACAUUUCCUUGCUGGUCAACAAAUCAGUUGACCAACCAGCUCAAAAAUCUUGACAAGAAUGGUGUGGAUCUUAUUCAAAAGAUGCUUAUCUAUGAUCCAGUACAUAGAAUUUCCGCCAAGGAUAUUUUGCAACAUGAAUAUUUUGAUGGCUAUAAAUAUAAUGUGGCUACAUCAGAGUAACUACAUUUAUUAACAUAAGUAUGAAGAUAUAAAUUAAAUACUUUAAAAUUAAAAACAAACAUUUUGUAUCAGUAAAA
Drosophila innubila is the source of this 1052-nucleotide messenger RNA. It is a transcript of the gene Cdk1, whose product is annotated as cyclin-dependent kinase 1. NCBI's taxonomy places the organism in Eukaryota, Metazoa, Arthropoda, Insecta, Diptera, Drosophilidae. Gene Ontology annotation, biological process: protein phosphorylation; G2/M transition of mitotic cell cycle; mitotic G2 DNA damage checkpoint signaling. The record is from RefSeq and is a predicted model, not a curated record. Gene Ontology annotation, cellular component: nucleus. The transcript has 3 exons. Gene Ontology annotation, molecular function: cyclin-dependent protein serine/threonine kinase activity; RNA polymerase II CTD heptapeptide repeat kinase activity; ATP binding. Bases 79 to 975 code for a protein of 298 amino acids.